AUGAAAAAUCUCUAUUCAACAAAACUUAUUUCACAUUCAACUGGUUUUAUAAUACCACUUGGAAUUCUAUUUAUUUUAUUUGGUAUUACAUCAAUUAUUUUAUCAUCUAUUGAUUUAUAUUAUAGUCGUUCAAUAUUAUCAUUUCCAAUAAAAAUUUCAACUUCUAUAAAUGUAACAGAUACAAAAAAUUCAACAAAUUCAACAAAUAUAAUCAAUUCAACAUAUAUAACAAAUACAUUAUUAAAAAGAAUUUUUAUUCCAAAUGCAUUUUCUGAACAAUCAAUAUGGCCAACACUUGGUAAAGGUAUAUGGUGUGGACUUUUUUUUCUUGUUGUUGGCAUUUUUUCAUUAAUUGUUCAUCGUGAAAAAACUUUAAUAUCAAUAAGAAUAUUAUCAUUACUUGCAUUUAUUUCAUUAUUUAUUAGUUUUUUUCUAUUUUUAUCAUCAAUAACUGUAUUUCAACGUUAUAUUGUUGAAGGUCGUUUUAAUUCUUAUAAAAGAACAUCAUAUGAACAAAAAGAAGUUGUAGUUAAUGCUCUUCUUCUUGUUUGUGGAGUUUUAUCUUUUAUUAUUUCAUUAGUAUUAGCUAUUGGUACACUUAUUGCAGGAAAUUUUUGUCAACAACAAUCGGAUGAUUUUGAAGAUAUUGAUUAUUUUAAUCAACAACAACAACAACAACAACAACAACCACCUGCCUAUUCUACACAACCUUAUUAUGGUUAA
Messenger RNA from Rotaria sordida, 723 nucleotides. NCBI's taxonomy places the organism in Eukaryota, Metazoa, Rotifera, Eurotatoria, Philodinida, Philodinidae. The record is from the annotation of a GenBank genome assembly.